AUGAGACCGUUCCAGCAGCCAUUCAUCGCGUGCCGGUGGGACGCGUCCAGGGUCUUGGGAGUGUCCGGCAGAUAUACGCGUGCUUCAAUAUCUGCGUGCAGCGGACAAUCGCGAUAUAUCCACCAAGCCGCGGGAGUGAGGGAAUCCAGAAACUCAACAACAUCGAGAAAGUUUCCAGUAAAAGGAGCACAUACCGCAAAUGUGGCAACGCCAAUUUCGCCAAAAUCAUCUCAGCUCCUUUCCAAUCAUCCAAUUGCAACCACAUAUCGGGCACUGUACAGCACUGCCACUUCCCCCAAAGAACCAACAAUACACGAUGUCUUCGACACCACAUCAGGCACAUGGCAAUAUAUCGUUGCCGAUCCCUCUACAUCAACCGCAGUCAUCAUCGACCCAGUUCUGAACUUCGAUCCCGCAACGCAAGCGAUAACGACCAAGUCGGCAGAUGCUCUUCUCGCUCUUGCCAAGGAGAACGGCUACAAGAUUGACAAGAUUCUCGAAACACAUGCCCACGCAGACCAUUUGAGUGCUGCCUCAUAUCUGCAAAAACGUCUGCGCCAAAGUCAAGACCACAAGCCGCCCAUUUGCAUUGGACAACGUAUCGAACAAGUUCAAAAGCUAUUCAGUCAGAGAUACGGCGUCCCGAAAAGCGAGUACAAGCAGGUAUUUGACAGGCUGCUUGGUGAUGAUGAGACUUUCACCGUUGGAAACAUCACCGUGAAAGCCAUCCACCUGCCAGGCCACACGCCAGAUCAUCUCGGAUAUAUGAUUGGAGAUAAUGUAUUCUGUGGUGAUUCUCUUUUCCACGCAGACAUCGGCACAGCACGAUGCGACUUUCCCGGCGGCGAUGCCAAAGAUCUCUUCCAAUCAGGUCGCAAGCUGCUCAGUCUUCCCGGGCAUGUGAAGAUCUGGACUGGCCAUGAUUAUCCUCCGGCAGGCCGUUCCGAGCCUGUCCCCUGGAUGAGUGUUCACGACCACAGAGAGCUCAACAAGCAUCUCAAAGAAGGCAUCACUGAAGAUGAGUUCGUGGCUAUGCGUCAAGAACGUGAUGCAGGCCUUGCCGCCCCGAAGCUGCUUCAUCAGUCUUUGCAGAUCAAUAUUCGUGCUGGGAGACUACCUGCUCCGACAGAGGCUGGGCAGAGGCUUCUACAUGUUCCUUUGAAGCUUAGUGAUGAUCCGUGGUAG
Penicillium olsonii is the source of this 1185-nucleotide messenger RNA. NCBI's taxonomy places the organism in Eukaryota, Fungi, Ascomycota, Eurotiomycetes, Eurotiales, Aspergillaceae. The record is from the annotation of a GenBank genome assembly.